AUGAUGAACAACUCAGAUUCCAGCCCCCCAAAAAGGGCAACAUUCUCCAGCUGGCUCAGUUCGGAUCCCUUCCUCUUCCGGGGGGCGGGGCAGAGAAGCUUCCGCUACCUCCCCGCCCCCUCCUUGGAAUCUCAUCAUCACACGCGUCUGCUCGGCUCCCUCAUCCGUAAAGAGGGCCACAUUUACUCCCUUGCUGCCUCUGGCGACCUCCUCUACACGGGCUCCGAGAGCAAGAGCAUCCGGGUCUGGAAGAAUCAGAAGGAAUUCUCCGGCUUCAAAUCCAACUCCGGUCUCGUUAAGGCCAUCAUCAUCUCCGGAGAACGGAUCUUCUCCGGUCACCAGGACGGCAAGAUCCGAAUCUGGAAGGCCUCGCGCAAGGAUCCCAUGUUCCACAAGCGCGUGGGCACAAUGCCGACCUUGCGAUCGAUGAUCAAGAUCUCCUUCAAUCCCAGUAACCACGUUCGAAAAGCGCACAUCGACGCCAUCUCAUGCCUCAGCCUGAGCGAGGACAAAUCCUUGCUCUACUCCGCUUCCUGGGAUAAGACCUUCAAGGUAUGGAGGAUCUCCGACUCCAAAUGCCUCGAGUCUGUCACGGCGCAUGAUGACGCCGUGAACGCCCUCGUCGCCGCAUGCGACGGCUUCGUGUUCACGGGGUCGGCGGACGGCACCGUUAAGGUGUGGCGGAGGCAGGUGGUGGGGCGGAAGACGAAGCAUUUCCUGACACAGACGCUGCUGAAUCUGGACUGCGCCGUGACGGCGCUGACCGUGGACCCCUCCGGCAGGUUCCUCUACUGCGGGUCGUCGGACGGCCUCGUGAACUACUGGGAGUGCGGGACUUUUUUAUGCCACGGCGGGGUGCUGCGGGGCCACAAGCUGGCGGUGCUGUGCCUGGCGACAGUGGGGAAGUUGGCGCUGAGCGGGUCGGCGGACACCAAUGUGUGUGUGUGGAGGAGGGACGGUGGGGAGCACGUAUGCCUGUCGGUGCUGACGGGGCACAGCGGGCCUGUCAAGUGUCUGGCAGCUGAGGAGGAAGAUUCGGAAGACGAGAUGGGAGCCUACUGGCGCAUUGGCGGCGGAAGGAACUAUAUCUUGUAUAGCGGCAGCAGCGAUAAGUCCGUCAAGAUAUGGAAGGUGACGCAGGCGCCACGAGCCCCACCGCGCCUGCCCUCUCGGCCCUAUCGGCAGAUGGCAGACUUUCUCUACGGAGCUUCCACCUGCAAGAUUGCUGCGGCUGAGCAGGAUCAUGCACGUCCUAUGUUUAAUCAGGCUUCAUGAAAUUCUCUACAGGAUUAUUUGGGACCUUUUUCACCUUCACUAUUUUAGUAUACAUGACAUGACAGGACAUAUAAAACGAUGCGGUUAAGGUAUUCUACUUUGGUAUGUGAAAAGUUUGUUCAACAUUUCUGGAGAGGAAGUGUAUGAUUUAUCUUUAUCAACGCAUCCAAUCCUAGGAAUUUGUAUUUUGUGAGGACGGAAAAUAAACUAAGUUUCCUAUUCCCUUUAUCACUGUGUGGGAAGCACCGAAAAUAACAUAUCUCAAUCAGCCAUAAAACUAUAUCUUGCCUGCUCCCGAGCGCUGAGAAGAACAUUUCUGCACACCCAUCCCAGUCUCGACAUCUUCUCCACCAUUUCACUAACAUCCGCUUCUGCACGUUUCUUGCUUUGUCUUAUUAGUGUAAGCCAUUCACACGCUGAAUCUGACAAAUCGCAAGCUUCUAAAACGUUUUCCCAUUCC
Molecule: messenger RNA, 1735 nt
Organism: Salvia hispanica
Lineage: Eukaryota; Viridiplantae; Streptophyta; Magnoliopsida; Lamiales; Lamiaceae
Source: RefSeq, a predicted model, not a curated record